CCUCGCAACUCCGCCCUCUUUGUCGUCGCUUUGUGAUGACGCGCUAGAAGAGACGUGUGGAUGCUUCUGUGUUUGAAACAUGGCAGCGGUUCAACUAAGCGAAGCUGAGAAGGUUUAUAUUGUGCAUGGAGUUCGGGAUGAUUUGAGAUUGGACGGUCGAGGAUGUGAAGAUUACAGGCACGUGGAGAUCGAGACAGAUGUGGUGUCUAACACUGACGGUUCUGCCAAAAUCAGUCUAGGUCACACAGUCGUUCUUGUAGGAAUAAAAGCAGAGAUUGGUAAACCCAAACCCAUGGUACCAGAGGAAGGUUAUCUGGAGUUUUUUGUUGACUGCUCAGCCAAUGCCACUCCUCAGUUUGAGGGGCGGGGUGGAGAAGAGCUGGGGGUGGAGCUUAGCAACACGCUGUACAAAGUGUUUAAUAACAGACGCAGCGUGGAUCUGCGAUCUCUCUGCAUUUCCCCAGGAGAAUACUGUUGGGUCCUGUAUGUGGAUGUACUGCUGCUGCAGUGUGAUGGAAAUCUGUUUGACGCAAUAUCCAUCGCAAUAAAAGCUGCACUUUUCAAUACACGAAUUGCCAAAGUGCACAUAUCUGAGGAUGAGGAAGGAGGGAAGGAGAUCGAGCUGUCAGAUGACCCUUAUGACUGCAUGAGGCUCAAUGUGGAGAACGUGCCCUGUAUCGUAACCCUGUGCAAGAUCGGCCACAGACAUGUUGUAGAUGCCACCCUGCAGGAGAAAGCCUGUUCUGUAGCCAGUGUCCUGAUAUCAGUCACACAUAAAGGUACAGUCACAUGCGUCAGGAAGAUGGGAGGAGGCAGUCUGGACCCGGAGAGCAUCUUUGAGAUGACAGAGGCUGGGAAGCGUGUGGGGAAAACACUUCAUGCUCCUCUCAUGGAAUUACUACAGAAAGAAGAAAGUCUGGGCGAUAAAAGACAGAAAGUGGGUUUCCUUGGAUAAUGUCUGCUUGUUGUGUGUGUGUGUGUGUGUGUGUGUGUGUGUGUGUGUG
Molecule: messenger RNA, 1004 nt
Organism: Misgurnus anguillicaudatus (oriental weatherfish)
Lineage: Eukaryota; Metazoa; Chordata; Actinopteri; Cypriniformes; Cobitidae
Gene: exosc7
Product: exosome component 7
Biological process (GO): nuclear mRNA surveillance; U5 snRNA 3'-end processing; rRNA catabolic process
Cellular component (GO): nuclear exosome (RNase complex); cytoplasmic exosome (RNase complex)
Molecular function (GO): mRNA 3'-UTR AU-rich region binding
Source: RefSeq, a predicted model, not a curated record